AUGGUUGGCUUCUUUAGCUCUAACGCUAACACGGAUAUUUGGAUUGAAAAGAUGAAGCUGAUCUGGACACUGAUGAUUUGGUCCUGUGUCACAACACAAGUAUCGGUUGGAAAACCGGAUCCGAAUGCCAUACAGCUGGGAUCGACGUGUAUAAAUGGUUACGAGAAAGUUACAAACAGCACCAUGUGUGCCAGGGAUAGUUUGACUUACAUCAAAGGCAGCUCAGGUGUACGCCGCAAAGACAUCGCCAGAAUCCUUGAGUUACAUAAUUACCACAGGGCGCGAGUCGUUCCCACGGCAACAAACAUGAUGAAAAUGUACUGGGACGACGAACUUGCGAAAAUUGCUGAAAAAUGGGCCAAACAGUGCGUUGUUGGACACGAAAGCUCUCUGGAGAUGAGCAGAUAUAUACCGGCUUACGGAAUGUACCCUGGACAAAACGGAGCGUUCGGUUAUGCUAGCUGGGAUGGGGCUGUAGAAGGCUGGUACCAAGAGGUUAACAAGUAUAGGUACGGGCAAGACCCCGCCAAAUACUUGGGACCUGAAGGCUGGAGGGAAAUAGGCCACUAUACACAGGUGGGUACGUGGUCAUCGCUGUGCUUACAGAAAGAAAGUCUUCAACCAGUACAAGAUGUGAUGUACACAUUUGUACGUCACGCGUGA
Messenger RNA from Liolophura sinensis, 663 nucleotides. Its product is annotated as venom allergen 5-like. The record is from RefSeq and is a predicted model, not a curated record. Lineage: Eukaryota; Metazoa; Mollusca; Polyplacophora; Chitonida; Chitonidae. Bases 1 to 663 code for a protein of 220 amino acids. The transcript has 6 exons.